Molecule: messenger RNA, 978 nt
Organism: Lodderomyces theae
Lineage: Eukaryota; Fungi; Ascomycota; Pichiomycetes; Serinales; Debaryomycetaceae
Product: ubiquitin-protein ligase peroxin 10
Exons: 2
Coding region: 1-978 (325 amino acids)
Biological process (GO): protein import into peroxisome matrix
Cellular component (GO): peroxisomal membrane
Molecular function (GO): zinc ion binding
Source: RefSeq, a predicted model, not a curated record
AUGAGCAAUAGCAGACAGUUACCAUUUGCUGAUGCAGCUACUAUAGUGAGAGCCCAUCAAAAAGAUGCCUACUUUGAGUCUUCCUAUAGGAGCCAACUUCAAGAUUUGAUCCUGAUGAUCAAAGGUCAGCGGUUUAUCAACGCCCAUCCAGAGGAAAUAACGGUCUUUGCCAAGGCGAUAUACUUGGCACUAACUACGCUUAUUGGUGCUAGAACAUUGGGUGAGGAGUAUGUGGAUUUAAUCUAUGUCACUCGAUCGGGAAAGAAAUUACCAAGAUUGCUACCGAGACUCGGUUUUGUUGUGGCAUAUGCAUUGAUUCCAUACUUGAUUAACAAGACAAUCAAAUAUGCAAAGUUGAGGAAAGAACGGAACCUUGAAGAAAACAAAAAGCCGGACUCAUGGUUAACCAAGUUUUUUUCGAGUUAUACUGACGUCUUGGAUACCUUGUUGAAUCUUCAUAUUGCUAUAUUUUAUUUCAAGGGUGAAUUUUACUCAUUAUCGAAAAGACUCUUUGGUCUCCGCUAUGCAUUCGGCCACCACAAGGAGCCUGAAAAGAUGCAACGUGGAAAUUACUCGCUUCUUGGUGCUUUAAUGAUUAUACAGAUUGCAGUAAAGUCGCUAAUGAACUUGAAGGAGUACAGUGAUGAGUACUUGAACAAAGAAGAACCAAGUAAGGAAAACUCAGCUUUGAAUGAGAGAAAUGAUGCAAAAAUUACCAGUAUAACCCAGUUGAGUCAUUUAAGUGACAAUUUUGAUUCCAAGCACUUGAUUGAUUUGAGCGAUGACUCGCAAUUACCAUAUUUACAGAACGAAUCGAGAAAUUGCAUGUUGUGCUUGUCCCCCAUGGUGACACCAUCGGCAGCAAAUUGUGGACAUUUAUUUUGCUGGGAUUGCAUAGUUGACUGGAUAAGAGAGAAUCCAGAAUGCCCAUUAUGUAGACAGCAGUGUUUAGAACAACACUUGCUACCAUUGAAGUAG